Callithrix jacchus (white-tufted-ear marmoset) is the source of this 11870-nucleotide messenger RNA. RefSeq names its product senataxin (gene SETX). The record is from RefSeq and is a predicted model, not a curated record. Gene Ontology annotation, biological process: termination of RNA polymerase II transcription. Lineage: Eukaryota; Metazoa; Chordata; Mammalia; Primates; Cebidae. Gene Ontology annotation, cellular component: nuclear body. Gene Ontology annotation, molecular function: helicase activity; transcription termination site sequence-specific DNA binding.
UACGUUGUUCCCCAGCCUGGAGUGCAGAGGCACAGUCACGGCUCACUGCUGCCUCGACCUCCAGGGCUCAGUGGAUCCUCCUGCCUCAGCCUCCCAAGAAGCUAGGCUCGCAGGUGGCUAAUUUUUUUUUGGUAGACAACUGUGUCUCGCUAUGUUUCCCAGGGUUCAAGCGAGCCUCCCGCCUGGGCCUCCCAAAGCGCUGGGAUUAGAGGCGGGAACCGUCGCGAGAUUUACUCUGCUGUAUUGCGCAUCGCGCCUUCUUCGCAAGACCUGUCGUCUCCCUUUCUGUCAUAUGUAAAGAUAUAUUCCUCCGAAACUACGCGUUUCCAUAAUUUACAUGACAUCUUAGGUCUUUAAAGGGAAUCUAAAGAGAAAGAUUUACUUCAUCAUCGUUGUACAUCUGGUGAAGUACCUGAGGCUUUGAAAAAAGAAGAAAAAAGACGGAACGGAAAUGGCCAGCGGGCAGCGGCUGACCCCACCCCCAGCGAGGCUCUUCCCGGAGCUGCCCCGCCCGCAGGAAGCCCGGGGCGGGGCCGAGGUCAAGGCUCCGCGGCAAACUCGCCCCUUCCCAGCUGACGGGCACUGGGGAUUGGUCGGGCCCCAGCUGCCCGGACGUGACGCCAGCUCCCGGCGUGGGCGGUGCACCGCUCCGCUCUUCCCGCGCCCCGCCCCCUGAAGCACCAAAACCUGAAAGCGGCGGCCGGGCGGGGCUUGCGGACGGCGGACAGCGGACGCCGGGCGCGGGGGGCGGGGCCUACCUUGCGGCGAAAGCGGGUUGGUGGCUGUGGCCGCGGGCCUACACUUUCGCCAGUGGUCGAGAGCGGGGCACAGGCAUGGAGGUGGGCCACCGGCUGACGCCAGGCAGAGCGCGAAAUGUUCUUUUGGGGCCGGAGUCUGGGUAUCUAUGAAUGCAUAUCCGUGUUUGUUCACAACUAAGCCCAGCUGAGACGAUCACUUUUCUGUAGGCCAUUUGCCCAGGUAAUUUUUUUUUAACAGGAGUUCAGACCACCAAGGUACACAAUGAGCACAUGUUGUUGGUGUACACCAGGUGGUGGUUCCACCACUGACUUCCUAAAGCACUAUGCGUCCAACACUCGAUCCAGUGAAUUUCAGACAGCCAAUGAAGACCUCUGCUACUGCUUAGAGUGUGUGGCUGAAUACCACAAAGCAAGAGAUGAAGUGCCAUACUUGCAUGAGGUUUUAUGGGAGUUAGAAACCUUACGUCUCAUAAAUCACUUUGAAAAAUCCAUGAAGGCAGAAAUUGGAGAUGAUGAUGAAUUAUAUAUAGUAGACAACAAUGGGGAGAUGCCACUGUUUGACAUUACUGGACAAGACUUUGAAAAUAAGCUUCGAGUUCCUCUUCUUGAAAUACUGAAAUAUCCUUACUUGCUUCUACAUGAACGUGUUAAUGAGUUAUGUGUUGAAGCACUUUGUCGGAUGGAACAAGCCAAUUGCUCCUUUCAGGUGUUUGACAAACAUCCAGGGAUCUAUUUGUUUUUGGUCCAUCCCAAUGAAAUGGUUCGGCGUUGGGCUAUCUUGACUGCAAGAAACUUGGGGAAAGUGGACAGAGAUGAUUAUUAUGACUUACAAGAGGUUUUAACUUGCCUUUUUAAAGUCAUUGAGUUGGGGCUUUUGGAGAGUCCAGACAUUUAUACUUCUUCUGUCCUCGAGAAGGGUAAACUGAUUCUUCUGCCAUCACACAUGUAUGAUACUACCAACUACAAAAACUAUUGGUUAGGUAUUUGCAUGUUGCUGACCAUUCUUGAGGAACAAGCCAUGGAUUCACUAUUGUUGGGCUCAGACAAACAAAAUGAUUUUAUGCAAUUAAUACUUCACACCAUGGAGAGGCAAUCAGAUGGUGAUAGUGUUGAUCCUUUCUGGCCAGCAUUACACUGUUUUAUGUUGAUUCUGGAUCGUCUUGGAUCUAAGGUCUGGGGUCAACUUAUUGAUCCUAUUGAAGCAUUUCAAACCAUUAUUAACAACACAAGCUACAAUAGAGAGAUUCAGCAUAUACGGAACAGCUCUGUAAGGACCAAAGUAGAACCGGAGUCAUAUUCGGAUGAUAUGGUGACAUGCAGCCAGAUUGUAUACAAUUUUAAUCCUGAAAAGACCAAAAAGGAUUCUGGAUGGAGAACAGCCAUUUGCCCAGAUUAUUGUCCUAACAUGUAUGAAGAAAUGGAAACAUUAGCCAAUGUACUUCAGUCGGACAUUGGCCAAGACAUGCGUGUUCAUAACAGCACAUUUUUAUGGUUCAUACCUUUUGUUCAGUCCCUCAUGGAUCUUAAGGAUUUGGGUGUGGCUUACAUAGUCGAGGUUAUUCAUCAUCUGUACUCUGAAGUCAAAGAUGUCCUCAACCAAACAGAUGCUGUGUGUGACAAAGUCACUGAAUUUUUUCUUUUAAUUUUGGUAUCAGUGAUUGAACUGCAUAGAAAUAAAAAAUGUUUGCAUUUGCUCUGGGUAAGUUCCCAACAAUGGGUGGAAGCUGUUGUCAAAUGUGCCAAGCUUCCUACCACUGCAUUUACACGGAGUUCUGAGAAAUCAUCUGGAAGUUGCUCCAAAGGAACAGCAAUGAUAUCAUCACUGUCGUUGCAUUCAAUGCCAUCUAAUUCUGUACAGCUUGCUUGUGUGCAGCUGAUUAGAAGUCUCCUUAAAGAAGGUUAUCAGCUUGGGCAGCAUUCUCUUUGCAAGCGAUUCUGGGAUAAGCUCAACUUAUUCCUUAGAGGAAAUUUAUCUCUAGGUUGGCAGUUGACUAGUCAGGAAACCCAUGAGCUACAAACUUGCUUAAAGCAAAUUAUUAGAAACAUAAAAUUUAAAGCACCUCCAUGUAACACUUUUGUGGAUCUGACUUCUACAUGUAAAACCUCUCCUGCAUCUUGUAAUAAAGAAGAAAGUGAGCAAAUAGGGAAGAAGUCUAGAAAAGAUAUGCAUUGUUGGGGAGAUUCCAGCCCAACAUUUUCUAAAGAACCAAUGAAAGUGCAAGGCAAUGUAUUGAUCAAAGCAGAUAACAGUAUAGAAGGUGACAAUAAUGAGCAAAAUUCUAUAAAGGAUGUAAAACUAGAAGACCAUCUCUCAGCUGGGUCAUGCUUAAAGCAGAGUAGUAAAAACCUUUUUACUGAAAGAGCUGAAGGUCCAAUUAAAAUAAGUACAAGGAAGCAGAAGUCUGUAACAGAGAACUCUUCAUAUACACCAAAGAAUUGUACUUCAAGAAAUGGUCCAGAAAGGGGAUGUGACAGAGGAAUAAUAGUAUCAACACAUUUAUUGACUGAUUCUAGCACUGAUGCUUUGGAAAAAGUGUCCGCAUCAAAUGAAGAUUUGUCUUUAAAGGGUGAUGCUCUUGCUAAAACCUCAAAACAAAAAACUAAGGUACAGAAAGAUGAAAUCUGUGCAAAGUUAUCACACGUAAUAAAGAAGCAACCCAGAAAGAGUACUUUGGUCUAUAACGCUAUCAAUUUAGAUGAAAAUCUGACUGUAUCUAACAUUGAGAGUUUCUAUUCAAGGAAAGACACAGGAGUUCAGAAAGGAGAUGAUUUCAUACACAAUCUUUCUGUAGACCCUCAUGGUGGUCUGGAUGAUAAUAAAAAUGGAGAACAAAAAUCUCAGAACAAUUUAUUGCCAAAAGAGAAACAAUUAAAGAAUGCAGAGUUAGAUAUUUUCUCUUCCCAUGAAAACAAUUGUAAAAUACAGGAAUGUCAUGUUGUUGAUAAAGAUUUGAUCCCCUUUACAGAAAUGACUGAUACUUUAGUGAAGAAAUCAUCUUCCUUUAACAAUCUUAUGACUGUACUUGAAUCAAGAGAUAAGGAGAUGAGUAAUAGUACCAAUCUGAUUUCCUGUAGCUUGACAAGAGAACAGGCCCCUGUUAUCACUCCUAAGUCUGACACCUUAACGGAUUCUCAGGUAGACAGAGACCUUCACAAAUUAUCAUUAAUAGCUCAAGCCAGUGUUAUUAAGUUUCCAUCAGAUUCACCUCAGAACUCAUCCCAACAACAAAGGAAAGUGAAAGAAUGUAAAAGAUGUUUCACUGCUAACCAAAAUAAUGUUGGAGAUACUUCCUGUGGACAGGUUAUUAUUAUUUCAGAUUCUGAUGAUGAUGAUGAAACAAUCCUGAGUCUUGAGAAACUCACUAAACAGGACAAAAUAUGCAUUGAGAAGGAAAGCCCAGGGCAGCACGUUUCAAUUGUUAAUAGUAAGGAGGAAAAGAAUCCAGUAAAGGAAGAAAAGACAAAGUCUCUUUUGCAGCUUGAGGAAUGUGAUUCUCAGUGUUUUGAGUUUGAAAGUCCAUUUGAAGUGUUUUCAGUUUGGCAAGAUUAUCUAGACAAUAAUAAUUCAGUUCAAGAUGGUGAGAAAAAUUGUUUGACUCAUAUAGCCAGUAUCACAAAUGAUGAGGGUUGUACAGAUGUUGUAUCUGAAGUUAAAAAAGGAGCAGAGUGCAUUGAAGAACACACGAGACGACAGAACAGUAGUAUUUCUGUUGAGGAAUUUUGUGAAAUUGAAGUAAAAAAGCCUAAGAGAAAACGAUCUGAAAAACCAAUGGCUGAAGAUCUUGGGAGGCCUUCAUCUUCUGUCAUAAAUGAGGGCCAGUCUGAUACUAAGAGAGAUCUUGUUGGAAACGAUUUUAAAAGUAUAGCUGGAAGGACUACAACUCCCAAUUCAAGUAUUCAGAGAGCCACUACAGUUUCACAAAAGAAGUCUUCAAAGCUUUGUACUUACUCAGAACCUGUCAAGAAAGUUACAGUUUCUAAGAACCCUAAGAAAACGCAUUCAGAUGCCAAAAAAGGACAGAAUAAGAGUUCCAGUUACCUAAGUUGUAGGACAACUCCUGCUAUAGUGCCACCAAAGAAAUUUCGGCAGUGUCCUGAACCAACUUCAACAGCUGAGAGACUUCGCCUGAAAAAGGCUCCUCGUAUGGCAUUUGAGUUGUCCCAGCGAUCGUUAGAUUAUUUAGCUCAAUUACGUGAUCAUGGCAGAGCUGUUGGGUUAGUUGAUACUCCAAAAAAGACUAAAUUAAUUCCUCCUCAGAACUUGUCUGUCAGAAAUAAUAAGAAACUGCUGAUUAGUCAAGAACUUCAGAUGCGAAGGCAGAUGAGAUCCAAAUCACAAAAAAAUAGAAGAGGACUUUCUGGUUGUAAAAGGACAGAUGCUACAAGAACAGGGCUGCAUACAGCACAGAAAUCUGAUACAUCUAUACCAGAAUCUGAUAGGUCAGAUUAUAAUUGUACAGGAGGAACUGAGGUUCUUGCCAACAGUAAUGGAAAACAGAUAAUAAAAUGCAUGCCUUCUGAACCAGAAACCACAAAAGCAAAACAUGGAUCUCCAGUGACUGAUGAUGUUUGCCUUUUGAACCAGUGUGAUUCUGUAGUGUUAAAUGGAACAAUACCAAUAAGUGAAGUAAUUGUCGCUACUUCAGAGGACCCUCUAGGUGGAGGUGAUCUGUCAGUACAUCAUAUAAAAAUGUCAACUUUGAAAGAGGGAGGACCUGACCCCAGCAGCGAUACAGAGGAAGAUAACUUAUUUUUAACACAACAUGAUCCUGAAGAUAUGGAUUUAUGUUCGCAAAUGGAGAAUGAUAAUUAUAAAUUCAUUGAACUAAUUCAUGGAAAAGGUACAGUUCAGGUUGAAGAAGAUUCUCUAAGUCGGCCUCAGUUGGAAUCUUUGAGUGGCACAAAUUGUAAGUACAAAGAUUGUGUUGAAGCCACGAAAAAUCAGGGUGAAUACUGCUUGGAACACUCUGAAGUGAAAGCAGCAGAUGAAGAUGUAUUUCGUAAACCUGGCUUGCCUCUUUCUGCAUCUAAACCUUUGCGACCUACCACUGCUAAGAUUUUUAGCUCAAAGAGUACUUCACGAAUUGCUAGUCUUUCUAAAUCUUUGGAAUCUUCUUCAGCCCUUUCUCCAUCUCUAAAAAAUAAGUCAAAUGGGAUACAGUCAAUUUUGAAAGUACCACAGCCAACUCCCCUUGUAUCUCAGAAGCCAGUGGGCGAAGUGAAGAAUUCAUGCAUUGUUCUUCAGCCUCAGUCUCCGAAUAAUUCCAACAGGCAAGAUUGCAAAGUUCCAUUUGGUGAAAGCAAAUAUUUUCCAUCUUCCUCUCCAGUAAAUAUUUUCUUGUCAUCGCAGUCUGUCUCUGACACCUUCGUUAAAGAGGUCUUAAAAUGGAAAUAUGAAAUGUUUUUGAACUUCAAUCAGUGUGGGCCUCCUGCAAGCCUUUGUCAGUCCAUCUCAAGACCUGUGCCUUUCAGAUUUCAUGAUUGCAGAGAGUAUUUUAAUGUUUUUUUCCCUUUGAUGGUACUGAAUACUUUUGAAACAGUGGCACAGGAAUGGCUCACCUCUCCAAAUAAAGAGAAUUUCUAUCAGUUGCAAGUACGAAAAUUUCCUGCCGAUUAUAUAAAAUACUGGGAGUUUGUGGUUUAUCUGGAAGAAUGUGAACUGGCUAAACAACUUUAUCCAAAGGAAAACGAUUUGGUGUUUUUAGUUCCUGAGAGAAUAAUCGAAGAGAAGAAAGAUACAGAGGGAAAUGACAUGCAAGAUCUCCAUGAAUAUCAUUGUGGUUAUGUUCAUAAAUUCCGCCGCACUUCAGUCAUGCGUAAUGGAAAAUUUGAGUGUUACCUUUCCAUCCAGACUCAAGAGAACUUUCCGGCCAAUUUAAACGAACUUGUGAAGUGUAUUGUAAUCAGUUCUCUGGUGACUACACAGAGGAAGUUGAAAGCCAUGUCUCUGUUGGGUAGUCGGAACCAACUGGCUAGAGCUGUUCUGAAUCCAAACCCUAUGGACUUCUGUACAAACGAUUUACUAACUACAGCAUCUGAGAGAAUUAUUGCCUACUUAAGAGAGUUCAAUGAAGACCAAAAGAAAGCAAUAGAAACUGCAUAUGCUAUGGUGAAACACUCACCGUCAGUUGCCAAAAUCUGCCUGAUUCAUGGACCACCUGGAACAGGAAAAUCAAAAACUAUUGUUGGCCUCCUCUAUCGUCUACUGACAGAGAACCAGAGGAAGGGGCAUUCAGAUGAAAAUUCCAAUGCCAAAAUCAAACAAAACCGUGUCCUCGUGUGUGCACCUUCCAAUGCGGCUGUUGAUGAACUCAUGAAAAAAAUUAUUCUUGAAUUCAAAGAAAAAUGUAAAGACAAGAAGAAUCCUUUAGGAAACUGUGGAGAUAUCAAUUUAGUACGACUGGGUCCAGAAAAGUCUAUUAAUAACGAGGUUCUAAAGUUCAGCUUGGACAGCCAAGUAAACCACAGAAUGAAAAAAGACUUACCUUCUCAUGUUCAGGAGAUGCAUAGAAGAAAGGAAUUUCUAGAUUAUCAGUUGGAUGAGCUUUCCCGGCAGCGAGCUCUAUGCCGAGGUGGACGGGAAAUACAGAGGCAAGAAUUAGAUGAAAAAAUUUCCAAAGUUUCUAAGGAAAGGCAGGAACUUGCUUCUAAAAUUAAAGAGGUUCAAGGACGCCCACAGAAAACACAGAAUAACAUCAUCUUAGAGUCCCAUGUCAUCUGCUGCACAUUGAGCACAAGUGGUGGUUUACUGCUUGAAUCUGCUUUUCGUGGGCAAGGGGGUGUCCCCUUCAGCUGUGUCAUUGUUGAUGAGGCUGGACAGUCUUGUGAAAUUGAGACUCUUACUCCACUCAUUCAUCGCUGCAACAAGCUUAUCCUAGUAGGAGAUCCUAAACAGCUCCCUCCCACAGUCAUCUCUAUGAAAGCACAGGAGUAUGGCUACGACCAAUCAAUGAUGGCUCGCUUCUGCAAACUGCUGGAAGAGAAUGUAGAAUACAACAUGAUCAGCAGGCUGCCUAUUUUACGGCUUACUAUUCAGUACAGGAUGCAUCCAGACAUAUGUCUCUUCCCUUCCAAUUAUAUUUAUAACAGAAACUUAAAAACAAAUAGACAGACAGAAACCGUUCGGUGUUCCUCAGACUGGCCAUUUCAACCAUACCUUGUGUUUGAUGUCGGAGAUGGUUCAGAAAGACGGGAUAAUGACUCAUAUGUAAAUGUUCAAGAAAUAAAACUGGUGAUAGAACUAAUUAAGCUAAUUAAAGACAAAAGAAAGGAUGUCAGUUUUCGAAACAUUGGCAUAAUAACUCACUACAAGGCCCAGAAGACGAUGAUUCAGAAGGAUUUGGACAAAGAGUUCGAUAGAAAAGGACCAGCAGAAGUAGAUACUGUGGAUGCAUUCCAGGGUCGACAGAAGGAUUGCGUGAUUGUUACAUGUGUCAGAGCAAAUACCAUGCAAGGUUCAAUUGGUCUUUUUUUGUUGCGUAGAUUCCUGGCAAGUUUGCAGAGAUUGAAUGUCACCAUCACACGAGCCAAGUACAGCCUCUUCAUCCUCGGACAUUUGAGGACCCUGAUGCAACUUCCUAGGAGCUUUUGUGUACACGUGAACUAUUCGCCUUUUUUCAGCCCAGAACCCAAGUAUCUACACUGGGCUCUCAAGGAAAACCAGCAUUGGAAUCAGCUGAUUCAGGAUGCUCAGAAGCGUGGUGCCAUUAUUAAGACCUGUGACAAAAACUAUAGACACGAUGUAACAAAGAUUCUAAAACUCAAGCCUGUGCUACAGAGAAGUCUCACUCACCCUCCUGCCAUAGCCCCAGAGGUGUCCAGGCCCCAGGGUGGCUUACCCAGCCCCAAGCUAGACAGUGGAUUUGCUACGACAUCUUUUGCUGCCUCUCUAUAUCACACACCCUCUGACUCCAAGGAAGCUUCUCUCUCUGUUAUUUCAAAGGACCCUGAAAGACCUCCUGUUCAAGACCAACUUCGGGACCCACGACUGCUGAAGAGGAUGGGCACUGAGGUCAAAGGAGGAAUAUUCCUAUGGGAUCCACAACCCUCGAGCCCCCAGCAUCCUGGAGUAACACCGCCUGCAGGAGAGCCGGGCUUCCCCGGCAUUCACCAGGACCUGGGUAAUAUACUACAGCCCACUGCUCUAGUGGCUGCUUUAAGCAGCCUCAGACCUCCCGUGCAGGGUGAACCUCCAGCUGCCAGCACUGAGGCUUCCACGUGUCAGAGCAAAUGUGAUGACCUGGAAGGGGAGCUCUGUCACAGGAGAGACGCUAGGGCUUUCAGUGAAGGGGAGCAGGAGAACUGUGAUUCUGAGACCCAUUAUACCAAGAGGAACUCUCGCUGGGACAAGAGGAGACUGGAGAAGGAGGAAAGCAGUUCCAAGAAAAGAAAGCUUUUAUAGGAAAGCCAGAUGACAUGGACUAGCAGCCACAGCAUACUGUCAACUGAAGAUGACCAGUGAGGGAGGCCAUCUAGAUAAGCCUAUUUGUUUUUCUUAAGGAGUUUGUGUGCUGUUGGAAAAUAUGGAGAAUGCAUCCUUAACACCAGACCCUCUGGUCAUCUUCAGUACUUCCUGUCAUUUGCAAAAGCUUUCAGAGGGCAUUGUCCUUGAAGUCAGACUGGAAAUGUUGAUCCCUUGCUCUUCUGAAGACAAGGAGGUCAACCUGGAGUAGUAAAUGUUGUAAAGGUUGAAGUGUAUAUUUGUAUAGCAAAUAGCAAAAUUCUUUUAAAAUUUAAUCUAGUAGACCGCUCUCCUUUCCCCUGUUUAAAAUGUUAAGACAUUUUUCAACAGAACAAACUUUAUAUUAAAAACAUGGGAGGAGGGCGGGUCCUUUCAACCAUUGUUAUGGCAAGACAGGUGUAUUUAACAGCCUAGUUUGGAAUAAGCUGAGUUAUCGCUGGUGGGUCAGAAGUCUCUAGUUCUAUUUACAACAACAACAUUGGAGUCUGCUGGGGGACACUUUGGGCAGCACAGUUAGUUAGCUAAAGUCCUGCUGACAUGGUGCAUUUUUAGAUGCAGUACGUUGGCUCCAGGGUAUUAUAUUUCUGUGAUGAGUUCCUUUACCUGUUUUAGUGUGCACAUAGUUCCCUAGCUGAAACUCCUAAUCUUGAAAGAGAAGAAUAUGGAAUGAAAGAAUAAUUCUUGAACUAUCAUUCAGACGCUCCUAGCAUAUUGUGAGCUUUGGCUGGUGAGGUACAGACACGGUUGCCAAAUGCUAGAUGAGCGCUGGGUCAGCUGUGGAAGAAUCUCCUCAGCUUGCAGAUUGUCAGACAGAUCUAAGUAGUUUCCCAGAAAGCCUGGAGAGCUGUGUGUUCAACAUUUCCAAGGGAUUCUGGUCACCAGGCAGCUUGAGAACCUCUGGGGCAGGCCAACUAGAAUAUUUCAGGUGGGAAAGAAGCUCCCGGUUUAAAAUGAAGGGUAACAAAGAAGAGUUCUGAACUGGGUAGAGAGUUGGUGACUUCCUGUGAUCUUAAGAAAUCAUCUACCUGAUGAAAAUACAUGCUGUUUAGAGUAUCUGAUGGGUGUUUUCAGCUACUAUUAGAAGUAAUAGUGCUUUUGGUGGUGAUGGGGAGGGGGAUUGGCCAUGGUGAAUCGAGAUUGAGGAGGCUCGGGACAAGUGAGGGGCUGCCUGAUUUUGUCCAGUUUUCUAAACAUCCACACUGAAUUUUGGAGUAUCCUAAACAUGAGACUGUAUAGUUGAUAGUUGUAAUAACUAGGGGUCUGCAGUGAAUGCUCUGCAGCCCCCUACCUCAUUUGGGGGUAGGCAAAUAGCUGAAGAUUCAUGUGUACUAUUGGACAUUUUCCUUAUCAUCUGCUUUUUAAGCAAAAAAGGAUUUUGUGUUAGAAAUUCUACUUGAGCAGAUUAUAAAGACCUUUUGGUUGUCAAAAGUUUGAACAUUCUAUUUCAUUACCUGUGUCCCUCUUGCUGGUGUCUGGACAUCUGACUAAUGUCAGCUGAACACUUCUGAAACCCAAGGAGCAGAUGACUGCUUAGAGUCCGCACAGUCAGCCUCUGCUUCCUGUUUGGCAGUGGGGAGUUUGUCUUUGGCUAUGCAGUGUGCGAAAGUUCAGGACGGGUAGGGAUAGCCCCACUCUGGGUCUGGGGCUCUAUCAGCCCCUUCCAUGUGCCUUUGGAAAGAAAUCUCGUUACUUUAUUUUUCUGUUAUCUUGGUGAAGUGCCCGUUUUAGCAGAACACUUGUAGUGGUGACCACUUAGGGAAUGUGCAAACUCCUAAGCUAAAGGGAGGCAUGGCUCAGGAUGUCUCCACACUGCUCAUGCUAAUAUUAUUAACAUGUGAUUUGAGAAAUAAGUUUUUUCUAAAAUGCAUAUUUUGCUGCCACACACUGAACAAUACUAUUUCCAGUUGUGUUUGAUGCCUGUUCUUAUGUUGUGCUCACUUCUUGGUUCCCCACUCACGGCAUCUGAUUAUACAAGGAUUAGUAGAACAACUUCAUCCUUUCAAAAAACGAGCCUCUGUCCUGUGAUGGCCUCUCACAGAGGAAUGCAGUUGUACCUAACAUUACUUUUGAAACUUCACUUGUUCCAGUUGGCACAAGUAUUUGUCGAAAUUAUCUCAUAUGUUUGCUGUGGUCCCUCUCGAUGUGGCUGUCAGCCCAGCAUUGUUGAACAGUGUUAUUCUUUUUACAAGGUACAAAGUGUGGUUCUUGGCUUUGUCUUUGCCAUGGCAUUAGAAGAAAGUGCCCUUUCUUUUUUCAGUAUUUGUUAUUUCAACAUGAAUAUAUGCUACUUAAAAACUUGUUUUCCUUGUAUAUAAUUUGCCUUGGAUUUAUUGUGCACUUUGUUGAGUUAUAUGUUUUUGUGAAUUAUCAGGAGUAAAUUUGACAAGUACAUGUGAAUAACCUGUAAAGGAAUUUUAUAACAAAAAUGUACUGAACUAUUUUUUGAAGUUGUGCAGAUUAGCAAUUUGUUGCUAUAGCUUUGACUCUUUCUAUGCUGUGAAUUCAUAGCUGGGAUUUGGCCAACAGUGGCCCUGUUGUCUUUGUUAAACCCUAAAUUUUAAGAGGAAAUGGCAGAAUUAAAAGCAGAAACGAAGAUGGACAUGGAUUAGAAAUUAUGUAUUACUGAAGUAAACUCCAAGGUACUAACAUAA